This is a messenger RNA of Meloidogyne enterolobii, 1087 nucleotides long. The record is from the annotation of a GenBank genome assembly. Lineage: Eukaryota; Metazoa; Nematoda; Chromadorea; Rhabditida; Meloidogynidae.
UUUUUUUUGUAAAAAUUUGUAAGUUGGUGACCUGCAAAAUUUUUUUUAUUGAUUUUUUUCUGAAAUUUAUUUUUGGAUUUUUUGUCUUUUCCAUUCAUUUUCUUCGUCUUAAAAUAAAAAAAAAAUUUUUUUUCAGAUUUUUCAAAAUUUAUUUUAAAUGACUGAAAGUGAGCUUCUCACCAGAAAUCCUCAAUCGACUCUACACACACCUCAUCAACACAGCCAGCAGCAAUUACAACAACAGCCUUCGACGUCUUUAUUGCUUAACCCUCAUGUACGGAUUGAAUCGAGGCCUGAAACUUUUACUGCUUCAAAUUUGAUCAAUUCUUUGGAGACUAAUUAUCAUAGUAUUGUUGAACGUUUUGGCAAUUCACCACUUACAGAAACAACUCAAUAUUUGACAAACAAUAUUAUUGACUCUAAAGAGGCAAAACAUUUAAUAGAUGGAUUUCUUUGUGGUGUUUUGGUUGAUGCACCAAAUGCUGAAAAGCACUUUACCUGCAUCAAAACUUUAGCAAUUUCAACAGAUCAAUGGAUGAGCCUUUUAACUUCAUUCAAUAUUUUAACUUUGGAAUGUUUUCCAUUUAUGAAACAUUCAUGCAAACAACAACUUUUAUAUUUUAUUGAUGAAACUUUAAAAUUACAACUUAGAACAAAUUUAGACUCUUCCUUUACAAAUAUUUGCAGAGCACUUUCUGAUGGCACAGAUUUCAAAGAGACAUGUCAAAUUGUCCAUCAAUUUGCUCAUCGUUUAUUAUCUUCACAUCAAAAAUUGGCAACAUUUCCUCGAAAUUCUUCAUUUCCACCAACAGCAUUUGCCUUAUUUUCUCGUUUUAUUAGUGAUGCUCAAUUAGUUGCGAAUGCUGGAGUUAUGAAUUUGGAAAGUUUUAAGGCGCCUUUAGUUGAAAUUUGUGUAAUUUUGGUUCGUGAACGUUUCCCCGAUCUUCUACAACUUGGACACGAUUUGUUUUUGCUAUUAUUGCGUCUUUCUAGAGUUUCACAAUUUGUGCCUAUUUGGCGUACUUUGUUACACAAUCCAUCUGCUAUGGCCCCUAAAUUUAAUGGUAAAAAAAUUUUUUUUAAUUAG